AUGUCUGCAUGGGCCAAGUUCAGCAGCACAUCCAAUUCCCUCGUACUUGGGGAUGAAACCUAUGUUCUCCAAAGGACAGACAGAAGCGCAAGCUCGCUCUUUCGCUUCGACGACCCGCGCUUUGAGCCAUUGAAGCAAUACGUCUACAAUCCUCUACCGCCAAAGAUGAUUCGUCUCAUGCGCCUCAACUCGGGUGAUCGCGACGACUCCAUUCAAUGUGAGCUUUUCGAGGCGGCUUACGACAAUUCCUUCCAUAUCCCCACACAUGUGAGCCGCAAGUGGGAACGCUCAAAAUUCGAACCAGAACUGGAAGACGUGAAACAGUCAUUAAGCAGAUUAGUGAAGAGAAUGAAGACGAUGAGGGAACAGGAAAAGAGGGCGCUAGAUGGCAGCUGGUGGACCACGGGGCGCUUAUGGCAGAUGGCGAGUACUGUGUCGCAGAUGGCAGAUGGUACAUGGAAUACGACGGCCAUGGAGCAAAUGAGAGAGAUAGAAAAGACGAGAGCAAUGGAGGAAACGACAGCGAAGGCGGAAUUGAAAGCGAUAGAGAAACCCAUUGGUCGCUUUCAAGAUCGAUUCGAAGAACUCAAACGCAAGAUUUUGGGAGAGGAGCUAGAAGCAGUUGAGAAGAUCGAAAUUGAGUACGAAGCAUUAUCAUGGUGCUGGGGUCGGGCUGUCUCUGAUUACGUGGUAUUGGUGACGAAAGGUGACCAGUCCUACAAGAUGCCAGUGAGAAAGGACCUGGCCCUAGCACUGAAAUACCUUCGUCACCAAGGGAGACCAAGGAUUCUCUGGAUUGACGCGAUUUGUAUCGACCAGGAAAACGAUGUCGAAAGAAAUCAACAGGUUCAGAUGAUGUCCAGGAUCUACACUCGAGCAGCUAAUGUCUGUAUUUGGCUUGGGCAGCAAGAUAAUGAGAGCGAGGUCGCAUUUAAGUUCAUCAAGGAAGAAAUCACGCACCUGAAAGACUUUGAUGCAAUCAGCUCAGAUAAAGAUUACGGCGGCAAAUGGCUGGCGUUGAUGGUGCUUAUGCAGCGAGAAUGGUUCUCCCGCCGCUGGGUCGUUCAAGAGCUGUCUUUAGCGAACAAAGCAGAGAUAUGGUGCGGGCCUGACUCAAUGCCAUGGAAAGAAUUUGCAGUUGCUGUCGAACUUUUUGUGGAGGUUGAAACUGCUACACACCGACUAUCAGAAGUGAUGCAGAAGGACGUCCAGUCUCGACAUGUACCUGGCUGGUUUGAACAUGUUUCACAACUCGGAGCGAGCCUCCUGGUACAAGCGACAGGCAAGGUGUUUCGUAGUUAUGGAACACCCAUGGACGAAAAUGAAGUGGACGACAAGGCCUUGGACGUUAAAAUGACCGACGAAGAAAAAGCUGCCGAGGAGGAGAAGGCCAAAAAGAAGGCAAACGAGGAGAAGCAUGGCCAGCGGACUAAAUCGCUCGAUAACAUACAGACGAUUGAUCCAUUGGAUCGCAGAAGCCUUCUCAGCCUGGAAGCAUAUUCAGACGUCUGUCGAGACUUUAUGGAGUUCUGUAUUCGACGGAAGAACGCACGUGAUCCAGUACAGGCUUUGGACAUACUAUGUCGUCCAUGGGCAUUGGAGCCCCAGCUCGGCAGUUCAGCUAGACUGAAGAAAAAGAAAAGAAAAUCACCUGCAGACCGGGCUGAAAAGCCAAGGCUUAUACGUGAGCGAAGCGCGGAAUGGAAAACGAAAUACAGUGAUUUCAAAGAUUACCAAAAACGGCUCAUUCAGAGUAGCACGAACUGGAGUUCAGGAAAAGCAAGAGAGCUCUGCGAAGAAUCACGGAAGCGAAAAGCGCAAGAGAGGAAAGAGAAUCAAGAUGACAAAACCAAGAUGGAGGAAUUUAGAGACAUCGCUCUACCAUCAUGGAUACCUCGUGCUAAGAACGCACCGUUCGAGAUCUAUCGCCAUCCUGGUAUGCAGAUCAAGAAGACAGGCCGAACGAAUGUAGAUCCUGUGGUCGGGUGGCCAACAGAUGGGCGCAGAGACUUCAAGAAGACAGGACGAGCAAAUGCAGACCCUUUGGUUGGGUGGCCACAAGAUGGGCACAGAAACUACAGCGCGGCGCAAACUGAGACUGUAAAGCUUGACUGUAUCAAGUUCAGGAAGAGACCUUACUUGGGACAUUACAGUCUUUAUGUUACCGGCUUCAAAGUGGAUGAGAUUGAUGAGGUCAGAGAUGCAUCCCAGGGAGGAAAUAUUCCAAAUUCAUGGCUGGAACUAAGUGGAUGGGAGCCGCCAUACACCCAAGAUCCACCGGCUGAGUUUUGGAGGACGAUAGUUGCCGACAGAGGAUUUGAUAACCGCAAUCCACCGUACUACUUUGCGAGAGCGUGUAGAGAAUCCGUGGAUAAAGGUGGGCGGGAAAGUGGUCGUGUGAACACUACGGCUUUGAUCAACAACGAACGAAAUUCCAUCAUUGCGGAAUUUUGUCGGCGGGUUCAUGCCGUCAUCUGGGGCCGAUCUCUCUUCAAAACCAAAGAAGGUAGGCUAGGACUUGGUAAAGACGUCCGAAAAGGAGACCUGGUGUGUAUCCUACAUGGAUGUACUGUCCCAGUAAUUCUGAGCGUCAAGAAAAAGCAGAGGGGAGACAGAGACAAUGAGAUCUUUGAAGAUCAAUAUCAGACAUUCAGGUCGUGCGUUCAGAAACUGGAAAAGAUCCUCGUGUGCAAGAGAAGGUAUGAGAACCAAAAAGAGAAGUACAAGAAACAAGAAGGAAACACCCCAGCAGAAUCCAGUUGGGAGCAAGACGUGAAACGCGUCCGGGAGGAAGUCAACAGUGUCCUUAUCGAAGACAAGAAGCGAAGAGACAAGGAGCGAGAAGAAGCCAAGGAACAGCGUGGCAAGAAGGAAACCACAAAGCAGAGAUUCCAACAAGACGAGGAAACAUUCUAUGUCUUCAAAGGGGAGAGCUAUGUACACGGAUGCAUGGAUGGAGAAGCGGUGCGAGAACGCUUCUACGGAAAUGAGCAAGAGUGGAUUUAUGAAUUACGCUGA
Messenger RNA from Alternaria hordeiaustralica, 3018 nucleotides. RefSeq lists its product as uncharacterized. The record is from RefSeq and is a predicted model, not a curated record. Bases 1 to 3018 code for a protein of 1005 amino acids. The transcript is spliced from 2 exons. NCBI's taxonomy places the organism in Eukaryota, Fungi, Ascomycota, Dothideomycetes, Pleosporales, Pleosporaceae.